ACAACGCUGGUACUCUGUUGUUAUCAGCAAUGUCGUUUGCAAUGAAGUACUGUUCCAGUCGUUCAAUGGUCAAAAUCUUCCUCUCUUCCUACGAGCCCCAUCUGCAUUCGUGAUGCACACUGCAGCAGAUCCAAAUAAAGACCCUUCACACCUACCACCCUUCUCUUCAGACCACUCAGACCUACACCUACCACCCUUCUCUUCAGACCACUCAGACCUACACCUACCACCCUUCUCUUCAGACCACUCAGACAUACACCUACCACUCUUCUCUUCAGACCACUCAGACCUACACCUACCACCCUUCUCUUCAGACCACUCAGACCUACACCUACCACCCUUCUCUUCAGACCACUCAGACCUACACCUACCACCCUUCUCUUCAGACCACUCAGACCUACACCUACCACCCUUCUCUUCAGACCACUCAGACCUACACCUACCACCCUUCUCUUCAGACCACUCAGACCUACACCUACCACCCUUCUCUUCAGACCACUCAGACCUACGGCUACCACCCUUCUCUUCAGACCACUCAGACCUACGGCUACCACCCUUCUCUUCAGACCACUCAGACCUACACCUACCACCCUUCUCUUCAGACCACUCAGACCUACACCUACCACCCUUCUCUUCAGACCACUCAGACCUACACCUACCACCCUUCUCUUCAGACCACUCAGACCUAAACCUACCACCCUUCUCUUCAGACCACUCAGACCUACACCUACCACCCUUCUCUUCAGACCACUCAGACCUACGGCUGACACCUUCAGUCUCUCUAUCUCUCUCUCUUUCUUUCUAUACAUCCUCUUGAUACAGAUCUCUUGAUCUAU
Molecule: messenger RNA, 836 nt
Organism: Oncorhynchus kisutch (coho salmon)
Lineage: Eukaryota; Metazoa; Chordata; Actinopteri; Salmoniformes; Salmonidae
Product: dentin sialophosphoprotein-like
Exons: 3
Coding region: 113-817 (234 amino acids)
Source: RefSeq, a predicted model, not a curated record